CUAUGAAACCCACUGGUUGCACUUCUCUAUAAGAAGACUCGAUAAACCUGAAUACGAGUACAAGAGUUCUAUAGAAAAAGCAUUUUUUGUUGCACUGUUUGAUAAGUUACCGUCUUACAGAUAUCUAUUUCUUUGUUCUGUAUUUUGGUUCUGAUAUAAAGUUGCAUGUGAAGAUGGCUGAAUAUGGACCUGCAGUUGGGAUUGAUCUGGGAACAACCUACUCUUGCGUCGGAGUUUGGCAACAAUAUCGAGUUCAAAUCAUUGUUAAUGAUCAGGGUAACAGAACUACAUCAUCUUGUGUUGCUUUUACUGAUACAGAGCGUUUUAUUGGCGAUGCGGCUAGAAAUCAGGUUGCCCUCAAUCCGGAAAACACCAUCUUUGAUGCUAAGAGGUUAAUAGGAAGGAAAUUCACAGAUUCAACCGUACAAAGUGACCUGAAGGUCUGGCCAUUUAAGGUGAUUGAUAAGGACAACAAACCAAUGAUAGUUGUAAAUUACAAAGGUGUGGAGAAACUGUUUUCUCCUGAGGAGCUGUCUUCAAUGGUUCUUAUUAAGAUGAAGGAAAUCGCUGAAAAUUUUUUGGGAAAGAAAAUAAAAGAUGCUGUUGUCACUGUUCCUGCACACUUCAAUGACUCGCAGCGCCAGGCUACAAAAGAUGCAGGAACAAUAGCUGGCCUCAAUGUGUUGCGUAUCCUUGUUGAGCCUACAGCUGCUGCCGUAGCUUAUGGUCUUGAUCAAAAGCUUACAAAUACUUUGACUGGGGAGAAAAUCGUGCUCAUUUUUGAUCUGGGUGGCGGUACUUUUGAUGUUUCUUUACUUAAGAUCAAAAAGGAUAUAUUUGAAGUACUGGCUACAGCAGGGGACACUCACCUUGGAGGAGAAGACUUUGACAAUCGUAUGGUAAACCAUUUUGUUGAGGAAAUUAAAAUGAAGCACAAUAAAGACAUUAGCGUCAAUGCUAAAGCUUUAAGAAGACUGAGAAAUCAUUGUGAGAGGGCAAAGAGGAUUCUUUCUUGUAAUGCCAUGACAACUAUUGAUAUAGAUUCUUUGUACGAGGGAAUUGAUUACACUGGAAAAAUCAGCCGUGCAAAAUUUGAGGAUUUAAACAUGGAUAUGUUUAGAAGUUGUUUGGAUAUUGUGGAGAAGUGUCUCGAAGAUGGGGGGAUGGAGAAGAGCAGGGUCCAUGAUGUUGUUCUUGUGGGUGGAUCUACUAGAAUUCCCAAAGUGCAGCAGCUAUUGCAAGAAUUUUUUGAUGGGAACGAACUCUGCAAGAGUAUUAAUCCAGAUGAGGCUGUUGCUUGUGGUGCUGCUAUACAAGCUGCUGUACUAAGUGGUGCAACUGAAAAUAUUAUCAGAGAUAUAGUGCUGCUUGAUGUUAGUCCUCUUUCACUUGGAGUUGACAUGGAGGGUGAAGUGAUGAGUAUCAUAAUUCCAAGAAACACAACAAUUCCUACCAGCAAACAAAGCCAUUACAAUAAUUCUUGUGAUUACCAGAAAUCCAUCUUGUUUAAAGUGUACGAGGGUGAGAGACCGUGUUCCAAAGAUAACAACUUACUGGGUGAACUAAGACUCAAUGGCAUACCUUCUGGCCUGAGGGAUGAAGUUAAAGCUAGUGUUACGUUUGACAUUGAUCUAAAUGGGGUGUUACAUGUUACCGCGGAGUGUAAGAUUAAUGGGGUGAAGACGAAUGCAACAAUAACCAACGACAAGGGAAGACUUGCAGCAAAUGAGAUUGAGAGGAUGACACGAGAUGCUGAGACUUACAGAGCUGAAGAUGAGUUGUUUAUGAAAAAUAUCAAGGCAAUGAAUGCAUACGAAGAUUAUGCAUAUAACAUGAGGAGUGCCAUUAGAGCUGCAGGCAAUCUUAACUCAGCAACUAAGAAGAAGGCGGAGAAUGCUAUCAAGGAGGCUAUUCAGUGGGUUAAUGCUAAUAGGAGUGCUGAAGCUGCUGAGUACAACUCUAGAAAGAGUGACCUCGGAGCUUUUUUCAAUUCUAUGAUUCCAAGCCAUACAGGCAUCAAGAUUGAGGAAGUUGAAUAAUUUCCGGAUUAUGAUAUUUCUUUUGUGUGUGGUGAAAUAUUCAGAAAACUGUCUUGCAUAUGGUGGACAGCUGUAUUAAAAUUUGAUUUCGAAUGUAAUGGAUGAUGAUGGUCUGUUCAGACUUCUAGUAUUUUGAGCAAUUGUCUCUGUUUGUUGCAU
This is a messenger RNA of Daucus carota subsp. sativus, 2198 nucleotides long. Its product is annotated as heat shock cognate 70 kDa protein 2. The record is from RefSeq and is a predicted model, not a curated record. NCBI's taxonomy places the organism in Eukaryota, Viridiplantae, Streptophyta, Magnoliopsida, Apiales, Apiaceae. Gene Ontology annotation, cellular component: cytoplasm. The transcript has 3 exons. The coding region runs from base 174 to 2039 and encodes 621 amino acids. Gene Ontology annotation, molecular function: ATP binding; ATP-dependent protein folding chaperone.